CAGCAGAACAGGUCAACAAAUCUUUCAUGGAGCGCGCGUGCCCCCCUCGUGCGCUCCCACCUGGAGACUUGUUCCAUGCCGCAGUCUGUGGAGAUACCCAAUGGCUGUGUUUAAGUCUGGAGAGAAUGCAUGCACCAGGCCAGCAGCAGAACAGACAGGGUCUUACAGUGUUCCACGUGGCUGCUCAACAUGGUCAGCUAAAUUGCUUGAAAUUGCUCCUGGAAUCUUGUACUGGAGAUGUCAAUGCAAGCUGUCCACGUGGCAGGAGACCAUUACACAUGGUGCUGAGCCCAGAGAGCAAGCCAAACACUUACAGCUGCCUCACAUUUCUGCUGGAACAUGGAGCAGAGCCCAAUGUAUCAACAGAUGAAGGAUUGACCCCACUGCACAUGGCUGCAGCCGAAGGCCUGAAAGAGUGUGUUGAAGAGCUGGUUAGAGUUGGUGCAGAUACCCAUGCACAUGAUAGCCGAGGACAUACACCAUUCGAACUGGCUUGUUUGUGGGGUCACAGGGUUGUUGCCAGGAUUCUUAAAAAUGCAAUGUGGCAUAGAGAUAAGAAGGAGGACAUGGAGAAACACCAAGAACUGCAGAAUCUCAAACAGAAUAUGAUCAGAAUGCACAGAAAAGCAGAAGGAACACAGAAGUUAUCCAGAGAGGCAAUUAACAAAGAGAAAGUGUCCACGUGGGCUGAGAGGAAGGGUCUUCCCUUUCUCAGGUCUCCUACAAUGGGCAUGUGGACAAUAAGCCAUCAAUGCUGCCAUUCUACCAAGCCUGUCAAAAAACAGCAUGCAAGCAAAUCAAGAGAAAUAUGGAACAUCUCAUCAAACCCAUCAAGACCUCCUCCAGCAAACAUCAGCAGAUCUGAGACAGUAAGAAUCGGUGUCCAUCCAGAGGAAGUAGAUGAGCCUGAUCUAAGCCAGAGUGUGACUCUCCAUUGUUUCAGAAAUGGGCAGGUCUGUUGCACUGCAUCAUGGAAUAAUAUUCCACAGCCAGUACCUGACCUGCCACUGGAUGUCAUUCAGAAAUGCCUGUUUCCAUCCAAAUUUCAAUCUCGAAUUUCUGGUACACUUCAGCUCCAGUCCAACAGUGUGCUGGAUUUACCUCAUCGGGGAGGUACUCAUGGAACGGAGGCUUCUCCAUGGACCGAAGUGGCAAUGCAUCUGGCUGAGGAGCUCCAGCCUGGCCAUUACUGAACACUACAGUUACUGCACUGACUGAACAGAGCUGAGGUGGUCAAUCCACAUAAAGGAAAAACUAUAUGAAAUACUACAUACUUAGUCCUUUUAGUCAUUCAAUAAAUACAGAACAUGAACAAAAAUAAUAAAAGUUUAUUGCAAAGAAAAAAAAUGUUGUUGGUACCUUUGAUAGAUUUGUAAUAUAAUUUAAAUAAUCUAUAAUUAUUUAAAGUUUUUUUUCCUCCUUAAUAUGUCAAAUGCAUCUUUUUAGUGAAUUUAGCCAAAUGUUUGAACUAAAAAUUGCAAAGUUCUUGUGCCUGUGAGAAAUAUUCCAAUUAUAGUCUAAUUAAAAUUGAAAUGCAUGCAUAAUCCAGUAAAAAGCUUUGAGUGUUAACAGAUGACCAUUAUUCACCAUACUCUACAAGUCAUUUGUAUGCUUUGAGAUAACUGUGCUGUUAGGUGUCAGAGUUUUUCAAUAAAUCUACCCCCUCUUUCAACACCAUAUUCUGUCCAGGCAUUAGUAAUCAGCGUAUGAUUUGAAUUAGGGGCCAAUUUGCAUUGUGUAUCAGUAAUCAACUGUGUACAAUUAAGACUGUCAUAUGUACAAGUGUUAACAAUGUGGCUUAAUAAACACCAUUUUUUCAUGGGUUUUUCA
Tachysurus fulvidraco (yellow catfish) is the source of this 1830-nucleotide messenger RNA. It is a transcript of the gene ankrd53, whose product is annotated as ankyrin repeat domain 53. The record is from RefSeq and is a predicted model, not a curated record. Gene Ontology annotation, biological process: mitotic metaphase chromosome alignment; positive regulation of microtubule polymerization; regulation of mitotic spindle organization. The coding region runs from base 27 to 1193 and encodes 388 amino acids. The transcript has 6 exons. NCBI's taxonomy places the organism in Eukaryota, Metazoa, Chordata, Actinopteri, Siluriformes, Bagridae. Gene Ontology annotation, cellular component: spindle pole. Gene Ontology annotation, molecular function: protein binding.